Uranotaenia lowii is the source of this 818-nucleotide messenger RNA. Its product is annotated as V-type proton ATPase subunit G-like. Gene Ontology annotation, molecular function: proton-transporting ATPase activity, rotational mechanism. The coding region runs from base 148 to 498 and encodes 116 amino acids. Gene Ontology annotation, cellular component: vacuolar proton-transporting V-type ATPase complex. Gene Ontology annotation, biological process: proton transmembrane transport. The record is from RefSeq and is a predicted model, not a curated record. Lineage: Eukaryota; Metazoa; Arthropoda; Insecta; Diptera; Culicidae. The transcript has 3 exons.
ACUGAACGGCCGAGCCAAAUCAACUCGUGACUCCGGUGUGAACAGGUUCGAGUUCGAUCGCCACUCUGCCUUAGCCAUUUGCGAACGAGCUGUCCGUACCUCCGGAAUUUGCCUUGAGAACCUCCCGGCCACCGAUUGAUUGGAACGAUGGCCAGCAACACCCAGGGUAUCCAGCAGCUGCUGGCGGCCGAAAAGAAGGCUGCCGAAAAGGUCGGAGAAGCUCGCAAGCGAAAGGCCCGUCGUCUAAAGCAGGCCAAGGAUGAGGCCACCGAGGAGAUCGAGAAGUACAGAAACGAACGGGAGAAGCAGUUCAAGGAGUUUGAACAGAAGCACAUUGGAUCCCGCGAAGGAGUUUCGAACAAGAUCGACCAGGAAACCCGGAUGCGCAUCGACGAGAUGAACCGCUCGUUGUCUUCGACCAAGGAACCGGUGAUCCACGAAACGUUGGAGUUCCUGUAUGCCAUCAAGCUGGAGUUGCACAAGAACUACCGCCAGUAAGGACGGAAGAAGAAGGUGAAAACCCCAUGGCUAAGAAAAUGGACCGGCCGGACGAACGGACACGAAGUUGAUUUUCAUUGUAUUGAUUUUGAAGCAUUUACCACAUUUCCCGGAUGUUUCAACAUUUCGUGGAGAAAGAACUCUUGGAGUACGUUUAGGAAUUAAAGAAAUUCAUAGAUAGAUAUAUUGUUGGCCAAUAUCAGAGCAUUGAACUUGUUGAUUGUAUGGUGUGGAGAUCGUGAUUCAUAUAUCAUUUUAGAUUAAUAUUUACAUGUAAAAAGGAAACGCUUAAUGAUUAAAUAAAUUUAAGGUAACAUGAA